AUGUCUACCGAAGAACGUGCUCACAGUCCGGAGAAAAGUAAAAACGAAGAAGAAGAAGAUUGUUGGAUAGGACCUAUGCCUUCUGAAGCUGCACAGCCUAAGCCCAAGAAACGAAAAGUGUUAGAAUUUGAAUCACUCUACUUAGAAAAUUUGCCAUCAUCUGAAACUUAUGAACGUAGUUACAUGCACAGAGAUGUCGUUACACAUGUCGUAGUGACCAAAACUGACUUUGUUGUCACAGCCAGUCAGGAUGGUCACUUGAAAUUUUGGAAAAAACAGGAAGAGGGUAUUGAGUUUGUCAAACACUUUAGAUGUCAUUUAGCUCCAAUAAGUCACAUAUCUACAAACAGUACGGGUACAUUGUUAUGCACAGCCUCCUCAGAGAAGACCAUAAAAAUCUUUGAUGUAGUAAAUUUUGAUAUGAUAAAUAUGAUUUCAAUUGAAUUUGAGCCAUACUGCACUGAGUGGGUGCAUUCCGCUGGAGAUCCUAUCUCUUCAUUAGCAGUGUCAGAAAGGAACAGCAACAAGAUACAUAUAUUUGACAGCACACAGACGACAAGUACUCCAUUGCACACAUUUGCAUUACAUCAGAAAGAUGUCGCCACAAUCCAAUAUAAUCCUGUUUAUGAAGUCGCCGUUUCUGUUGAUAAGGCAGGUAUAGUGGAGUACUGGACUGGACCAAAACAUGAAUACGUAUUUCCUAAAAAUGUAAAAUUCACAUCAAAAUUAGACACAGACUUAUUCGAGUUUGUGAAAAACAAGACAUGCCCAACAGCGCUGGCCUUUUCACCUGAUGGAAAAAAGAUGGCUACAAUAAGUCUGGAUAGAAAGGUGCGAGUAUUUCACUUCUUAACUGGUAAACUUCAUAAGGUGCUGGACGAGAGUUUGCAGCGCUUCCAGGAGUUGCAGCAUCAGACACAACAACUGCCCAACAUGGAGUUUGGGAGACGGAUGGCAACAGAGCGAGACCUCGAGAAAUCUGAGGCCGCGCAGCUCGCGAACAUCAUAUUUGACAGCAGCGGCCAUUUUGUUGCGUACGCGACGAUGUUGGGCGUCAAGUUGGUCAACUUAGCGACCAACCGGUGUGUCGCCAUGUUGGGAAAACCGGAGAAUCUUAGAGCCCUGCACUUGGCGAUGUUUCAGGGGCGCACAAACCAAUCGAAAGUGGCCUCUACCCUAGAGAUGGAAGGUUCAGAGAACCCCGCGCUCCUCACUGUGAAGAUGGACCCGACAUUAUUCUGCACAGCCUAUAAGAAGAACAGGUUCUACAUGUUCUCUCGUCGAGGUCCUGAUGACGUCAAAUCACCGGAUGCUGACCGGGAUAUCUUCAAUGAGAAACCGUCUAAGGAGGACAUUAUAUCUGCUACCGAAGGACAAGGUGUUCAACGUCUAUACGAGCAAGCAAUAAUCCACACAUCACUGGGUGACGUCCACAUCCGCCUCUUCGGCAAGGAGGCGCCGCGGUCCGUCGAGAACUUCUGCGGACACGCCCGCAACGGGUACUUCAACGGGCACGUGUUCCACCGAGUCAUUAAGGGCUUCAUGAUACAGACUGGCGAUCCCACUGGCACUGGUAGUGGAGGGGACAGCAUAUGGGGGGGUGAGUUCGCAGAUGAAUUUAAACCGCAGCUGAAACAUGACCGGCCCUACACCGUCAGCAUGGCCAACGCUGGGCCCAAUACUAAUGGCAGCCAGUUUUUCAUCACCCUCGCUCCCACUCCAUGGCUUGACAACAAGCACACAAUAUUCGGGCGAGUGAUUCGAGGUAUGGAGGUGGUUCAAAACAUUGGCAGUGUCAAGACAAACCCGAAAACUGACAAACCAUACGAGGACGUAAGAGUGAUAUCCGUGACAGUUAAAUAA
Molecule: messenger RNA, 1863 nt
Organism: Leptosia nina
Lineage: Eukaryota; Metazoa; Arthropoda; Insecta; Lepidoptera; Pieridae
Source: the annotation of a GenBank genome assembly